Molecule: messenger RNA, 2519 nt
Organism: Aphidius gifuensis
Lineage: Eukaryota; Metazoa; Arthropoda; Insecta; Hymenoptera; Braconidae
Gene: Snx17
Product: sorting nexin-17
Exons: 2
Coding region: 369-1790 (473 amino acids)
Biological process (GO): intracellular protein transport
Cellular component (GO): early endosome
Molecular function (GO): phosphatidylinositol binding
Source: RefSeq, a predicted model, not a curated record
AAGAGACAGUAACGUGCCAAGAGCAGCUAGUGGGUGUGAUAUGUCUGUAUGUUGCGCACAAUCUUUUAAAUAAAUAAUUAAUUAACAUAAAUAAUUGACAAAAUUACUACAAUUAUCAAAAUAAUAACAACAAUUUAAUGUACAUUAUUAACACAUUGUUGUAUAAUUUAUAAAUUAAUUAAUAAGCAUUAUAUAUCAACAAUAGAUUGUGUCAAAAAAAAUAUAAUAAUAUUACAAGAGGUUAAAUCAACAACAACAAUAAUAACAAUAUUUAUAACAAUUGCAUCAUUGACAUUAUCAUAAAUAUUUUCAUCAUCAAGUGAUUAAUUGAUUAGUAAUAAUUUUCUUUAAAAAAAAACAAAUAUAAAAUGCAUUUCUCAAUACCAGACACUCAGGAAUUUAUUGACAACACUGGAGCUGCAUACACGGGAUAUAAUAUUCACAUAAAUGGUCUAUUUCACUGUACAGUAAGAUACAAGCAGCUACUCAAUUUUCAUGAGCAAUUAACAAAAGAAUUUGAUGUUAAAUUACCAAAUUUUCCAUCAAAAAAAUUAUUUCCAUUGACAAAUAAUCAACAAGAAGAAAGACGUACAUGUCUUGAAAAAUACAUUCAAACAAUUGGACAAAAUUCAUUGAUAAAUAAUUGUGAAUUGUUAAAUGGUUUUUUAAUAAAUGCACAACAAGAAACAUCAAAUAAAAUUUCAUCAAUACAAGACAUCAAUAUUUACAUGUUUAAAAAUAAUAUAAUAACAUUAAAAUCAUCAACAUCUGAAUCAACAUUAUGUGUACUAAAAAAAGCACUACGUACUAUUAAUUUAAAUAAUAAUUAUGAUUAUUUAUUUGCAUUGUAUAUUGUAAGUGAUAAUAUUAACAACAAAAAAACAGCAAUAAUACGUAAAUUACAAAAUUUCGAAUCACCAAUACUGACAAUGAACAAUAUAAACAUUAAAAAUAGUAAAAUAGUUAUUGGAAAAAAUUAUUGGGAUGUUAAUAAUGAUGAUAAGUUGAUGAAUGAUCCAGUAUCAUUGGAUCUGCUGUAUAUCCAAACAAUAGCUGAAAUUGAAAGAGGCUGGAUCAAAGUACCACAUGAUUAUACUGAACAUCUUGAUGAUUUAAAAAUUGAUAAUAAUAAAAUGGAAUAUUUAAAUGUUGUUAGGAAUUUUAAAUACUAUGGUUAUAUACAAUUUUCAGCAUGUUAUUGUGAUUAUCCAAGACCAGGAACAAAGGUACUUAUUGCUAUUGGAAAGAAUGAAUUAAGUAUACGAACAAUUGAUGAUGAGGAUGAUGAAGAAGAUGAUGUUGAAGAACAUGAGACUAUUUUUAAAGUAACAAGAAUGAGAUGUUGGAGAAUAACAACACUGCAUAAUAAUACUGACAAAGAUGAUGAUGAUGAUACAAUGAAAUACAGUUUAGAAUUAUCAUUUGAAUAUUUGGUUGCUAAAAAUCAAUUGCAAUGGGUUUCGAUAUCAUCAGAACAAGCAAUUUUAAUGUCUGUAUCAUUACAAGGUAUGAUUGAUGAGCUACUAAUGAAAAAAACAGAUGAUGUUCAUCAAAAAAGUAGCAAGACUUGGACGUAUAUUAUGAGAGAUGGUCAAAAGAAAAAAAUUAUAAAAUCAUCAUCAGUGUUUGAUGAUGAUAUUAAUAAUGAAGAUGAUAAAACAAGUGAAUUUAUUGAUAAAAAAAUUAACAAAAAUGUUGGUGUACCACUUAAAGUUGAUAAAGGAAAAAAUAAUGACUGUGAUAUUAUGGAAAAUAAUGCAUUUUAUAUGAUUGGUGAUGAUGAUCUUUGAGACGAAAUUUGGGUCUAUUAAUUGUACAAAAUUAAAUAUAUAUAUUAUGUCAAUUUAAUUGUUUAAUAAAUUUUUUGUAAUUAUAUUUGAUUCAGCACAUGGUAGAUUGUUUGCUAUGAAAAAAAAAUAUAUAUAUUUAAUAUUGCACAAAGUUCUAAGUACUUCUAUAAUUGGUACAGGGGUAAUUUUAAUAAGUUUAACAAUGUGGUAAAAUUACGUGCCAAUAAUUACGUUUAAUUUAUAGUUAAUCUUGAUGAAAAUAAAAUAUCCAAACCGUCCUUUUUCCUGGGGUCAAAAUGUUAUAGUCUGUGACUUUAAUUAUUGAAAAAUAAAUGUUUAAAUAUGCUCAGAAUUUCAUGUUAGUUUUAAUUUUUUUUCAAGUAUUUUUAAAAUGUUAUUCACGUGGUACUUAUACAUUUAGAAAGUUGAUAAAAUAUACUGUUAAUUUAAAAAUAAAUUCAUCAUAUUUAAUUGAAUUUAUUUGUAACAAAAAGAAAUUAAAAAAAAAAUUUUUAAACAACUGAAUUGUUUGUUUAUGAAGAUCUGAAAUGGAAAAAAAUAAAAAAAGUAUUGUUGUUAAAAAUUUAAGGAUGUUAGAUAAUAAAUAAAUAAAAAUAUAUAUAUAUAUAAAAAAUGGUGGUGUAUUUUGUAAUAAAUAAAUAAAAAAUUAACACAAAUAAAUUAAUUUUCAUUGUAUUUAUUAUUAUAAUAUUAAAAAUGUUCACAAAU